AUGGCUUCUACGCGGGUAUCUUCUGAGAGUGUGAAUCAUCAACUUGAGCAGACAUCGGGUAGUUGUACGAAUGAUAUUGUGGUACCACCGUCCUCCUCGUCCAUCGCCAAUAAUGCCCAACCGAUCGGAUCAACAUCAAAAACAAAACAGAAUUCCGAACUGAAGACUGCAAAACAGUGGACAUAUUAUAUCGAGACACUGAAACGCACUGUGGAUUGUAUCUAUGAAAUGUGUCGUAAACAACACAGUGUCAUUGGCUGUAAGGAAGCGCUAAUGUAUUUAUCGAGUUCAGUGCGUGACUUUGAAUCUCUCAUUGAAACCAUCAAUGUUGAAGUGGCAUGGGAAGUGGAGAGCAGGCUAUUAUUGAAUUUACCACACGCAGUUGCAUGGGAGAUUCGUAAAACGAUGUCACCACCGGGAAACGUCGAUAUGGUUGGAUCGAGUAAAGAUGCCGAGACACUCAUCAGUAUGCUCAAUUUGUUAGUUUUCAAUUCAUUUUAA
Messenger RNA from Anisakis simplex (herring worm), 501 nucleotides. NCBI's taxonomy places the organism in Eukaryota, Metazoa, Nematoda, Chromadorea, Rhabditida, Anisakidae. The record is from the annotation of a GenBank genome assembly.